AUAGCUCUCCGGCCGGGAGCGCUGCAGCGCGCUCUGCUCGCUCGGGGCUCGGCGUCGAGCGUGGUCCCCUCCCGGUCCCGAAGGCGCGCGCCGGCCGGCGACAUGGGAAACGCGGAACCGGCGUGGCCCGGUCGCGGCUCCCAGUCUGCGCCCGCCUGGCUGCUGCUCGCGGCGGCCGUGGUGCUGCUGGUGGUGCCCGGCGUGCGCGGGCGCCCGGCAGAGGAGGACGAGGAGCUGGUGCUGCCGGUGCUGGAGCGCGCCGCGGAAGCCGGCACCACGCGCCUCCGCCUGGACGCCUUCGGCCGCCAGCUGAACCUGGAGCUGCACCCGGAUCGCGGCUUCCUGGCGCCCGGCUUCACGCUCCAGACCGUGGGGCGCAGACCCGGGCCCGACGCCCCGCUCCCAGACCCCUCCGGCGACCUGGCACACUGCUUCUUUUCCGGCACGGUGGACGGCGACCCCGGCUCCACCGCGGCUCUCAGCCUCUGCGAGGGCGUGCGCGGCGCCUUCUACCUGAGGGGCGAGGAGUACUUCAUCCAGCCCGCGCCGGCCACCGCCACCGUGCGCCUCAGCUCUGCCGCGGGGGAGGAGCCGCCGGCGGGGUCCCCGCUCCACCUCCUGCGGCGGAGGCGGCGGGGCGGCGGCGCCAAGUGCGGGGUCGUGGAGGAAGAGUCCCGGCCUGCCCAGGCCCCCGGACCGGAGGGCGAGGACGCCGGGGCGCAGUGGUCCCCGCAGGAUCGGGUGUCGACGCGCUCUGGACAGCCCUCAGGAACUGGAAGUGUAAGAAAGAAGCGCUUUAUAUCCAGCCCCCGCUAUGUGGAGACCAUGCUGGUAGCAGACCAGACCAUGGCAGAGUUUCACGGCAGCGGCCUAAAGCACUACCUCCUCACCUUGUUCUCGGUGGCAGCAAGGCUCUACAAGCACCCGAGCAUUCGGAAUUCAAUUAGCCUGGUGGUAGUAAAGAUCCUGGUCAUCUAUGAGGAGCAGAAGGGGCCAGAAGUGACUUCCAAUGCUGCCCUCACAUUACGGAACUUUUGCAACUGGCAAAGACAGCACAACACACCCAGUGACCGGGACCCACAGCACUAUGACACAGCUAUUCUUUUCACCAGACAGGACUUAUGUGGGGCUCACACUUGUGAUACUCUUGGAAUGGCUGAUGUUGGAACGAUGUGUGAACCCAGCAGAAGCUGCUCUGUCAUCGAAGAUGAUGGCUUACAAGCUGCCUUCACUACAGCCCAUGAAUUAGGCCAUGUGUUUAACAUGCCGCACGAUGAUGCCAAACAGUGUGCCAGCAUCAAUGGUGUGAGGCUGGAUUCCCACAUGAUGGCUUCCAUGCUCUCCAAUCUGGACCGCAGCCAGCCGUGGUCUCCCUGCAGCGCCUACAUGAUUACGUCAUUCCUGGAUAAUGGUCAUGGGGAAUGUUUGCUGGACAGGCCCCAGAGCUCCAUAAAGCUUCCCUCCGAUCUACCUGGGACCUUGUACGAUGCCAACCGACAGUGCCAGUUUACUUUUGGUGAGGAGUCCAAACACUGCCCAGAUGCAAGCAGCACAUGCACGACACUCUGGUGCACCGGCACCUCUGGCGGGCUGAUGGUGUGCCAAACUAAACACUUCCCCUGGGCGGACGGCACCAGCUGCGGGCCGGGGAUGUGGUGUGUCAACAGCAAGUGUGUGAACAAGACCGACAAGAAGCAUUUUGAUACUCCUGUUCACGGAAGCUGGGGACUGUGGGGACCCUGGGGGGACUGCUCCAGGACUUGUGGUGGAGGAGUUCAGUACUCUGUGAGAGAAUGUGACCACCCGGUGCCAAGGAACGGAGGGAAAUACUGCGUAGGCAAACGCAUGCGCUACCGGUCGUGUAACAUCGAGGACUGUCCAUACACUAAUGGAAAAACCUUCCGAGAGGAGCAAUGUGAGGCACAUAACGACUUCUCUAAAGCCCCCUUUGGGAGUGGGCCGGUGGUGCAGUGGGCACCCAAGUAUGCUGGAGUCUCACCAAAGGACAGGUGCAAGCUCAUCUGCCAAGCCAAAGGCAUUGGCUACUUCUUCGUUUUGCAGGCCAAGGUGAUAGAUGGUACCUCUUGCAGCCCAGAUUCCACCUCUGUCUGCGUGCAAGGCCAGUGUGUAAAAGCCGGUUGUGAUCGCAUCAUAGACUCCAGUAAGAAGUUUGAUAAAUGUGGUAUUUGUGGAGGAAACGGAUCUACUUGCAAGAAAAUAUCAGGAUUAGUUACUACUGCCAAACCUGGAUAUCAUGAUGUGGUCACAAUUCCAAUCGGAGCCACAAACAUUGAGGUGAAACAGCGGAAUUCGAGAGGAUCCAGAAACAACGGAAGCUUUCUCGCCAUCAAAGCUGCCAAUGGCACCUAUAUCCUGAAUGGCAACUUCACCUUGUCCACCUUAGAGCAAGACAUUAUGUACAAAGGCAGCGUCCUGAGGUACAGCGGCUCGUCGGCAGCCUUGGAAAGAAUCCGCAGCUUCAGCCCUCUCCAAGAGCCCUUGACCAUCCAGGUGCUCACGGUGGGCAAAGCCGUGCGACCUAAGAUUAAAUACACCUACUAUGUGAAGAAGAAGAAGGAGUCUUUCAACGCCAUCCCUACGUUCUCAGAAUGGGUCAUCGAGGACUGGAGCGAGUGUUCCAAGUCCUGCGGGCUGGGCUGGCAGAGGAGAGUGGUGGAGUGCCGGGACCUUCACGGGCAGCCGGCUUCCGAGUGUGCCAAGGAGCUGAAGCCAGCCAGCACGCGACCUUGUGCCGACCUUCCCUGUCCUCGCUGGCAGCUGGGGGACUGGUCCCCGUGCUCCAAGACUUGUGGGAAGGGUUACAAAAAGAGAACCUUGAAAUGUCUGUCCCAUGAUGGAGGGGUACUGCCUAAUGAGAGUUGCGAUCCUUUAAAGAAACCUAAACAUUACAUAGACUUUUGCACCCUGGCACAAUGCAGCUAAGCCAUGUGUGUGUG
Molecule: messenger RNA, 2957 nt
Organism: Condylura cristata (star-nosed mole)
Lineage: Eukaryota; Metazoa; Chordata; Mammalia; Eulipotyphla; Talpidae
Gene: ADAMTS1
Product: ADAM metallopeptidase with thrombospondin type 1 motif, 1
Exons: 9
Coding region: 103-2943 (946 amino acids)
Biological process (GO): extracellular matrix organization; proteolysis
Cellular component (GO): extracellular matrix
Molecular function (GO): metalloendopeptidase activity; zinc ion binding
Source: RefSeq, a predicted model, not a curated record